GUGCUGGAGACGGGGUGCGCCGUCAAAGCGCUCUCUGCAUCGGGUUACGCCAUAAUUCAUCCAGGGUCAUUCGGUUUAGCGGGGUAACGGAGAUGAUGGCCACAUCACGGGCGCGCGUGCCUCCGUGCUCCCCAUGACCGACCGGCGGCGGCGGCGGCAGCAGCGUGCGGGUUUGGGUUGGUUUCUGUUUCACACCGGGCUGGCGUGGAUCCGAUCCCACCGUUUGGCGGAGCGUCUGCCAGGCUGAGUCACCACUGGAGUGUUUGAAGGGUGAAAGUGAAGGAGGAGGCUGAGACGUUACAUCACAACGUGACCGAGAAAGUGAGAGGAAGAGUGUGAGAGAACUGAGAGCAGAGCGAGGGAACAGGACCGAACCGCCAGCACUGGACUAACCCUUGAACUCUGACCUCGGAGCCAACAUGAACGACCAGAACGUAGUGAAAGAGGGAUGGGUGCAGAAGAGAGGUGAAUACAUUAAGAACUGGAGACCACGGUACUUCCUGUUAAAGACAGAUGGGUCGUUUAUUGGAUAUAAAGAGAAGCCACAAGAUGCAGAUCUGGCUUAUCCACUCAACAACUUCUCUGUGGCCAAGUGCCAGCUGAUGAAGACGGAGAGACCCAAGCCCAACACCUUCAUCAUCAGGUGUCUGCAGUGGACCACUGUGAUCGAGCGCACCUUUCACGUGGACACGCCUGACGAGAGGGAUGAGUGGGUCGAGGCCAUUCAGAUGGUGGCAGACAAGCUGGCCAAACAGGAAGAGGAGGGAAUCCUGUGUAGCCCCAUCUCUCAGAUCGAAAACGUUAACGAGGAAGAGAUGGACACGUCGACCAGUCAUCACAAACGAAAGACAAUGAAUGACUUUGACUAUCUGAAGCUGCUGGGUAAAGGCACAUUUGGGAAGGUGAUUCUGGUGCGAGAGAAAGCCAGCGGCACAUAUUAUGCAAUGAAGAUCCUGAAAAAGGAGGUUAUUGUUGCCAAGGAUGAAGUUGCUCACACGCUCACUGAGAGCAGAGUUCUGAAGAACACUAGGCAUCCGUUUCUAACUUCACUGAAGUACUCGUUUCAGACGAAGGAUCGUUUAUGUUUUGUUAUGGAGUAUGUGAAUGGAGGAGAGCUGUUUUUUCAUUUGUCGAGAGAGCGCGUAUUUUCGGAGGACAGAACCCGUUUCUACGGCGCUGAGAUCGUUUCUGCGUUGGAUUACUUGCACUCUGCGAAAAUAGUUUACCGUGACCUGAAGCUGGAAAACCUGAUGUUGGAUAAGGACGGUCACAUAAAAAUCACUGAUUUUGGCCUGUGUAAGGAGGGCAUCACAGACACGGCCACCAUGAAAACGUUCUGCGGGACGCCCGAGUAUCUGGCCCCUGAGGUGUUGGAGGACAAUGAUUAUGGGAGAGCGGUGGACUGGUGGGGUCUGGGAGUCGUUAUGUAUGAGAUGAUGUGUGGACGCCUUCCUUUUUAUAAUCAGGACCAUGAGAAGCUGUUUGAACUGAUUCUGAUGGAGGAGAUCAAGUUUCCCAGAACCCUCUCUGCAGACGCCAAGUCUUUACUGUCUGGAUUACUCAUCAAAGACCCCAACAAGAGGCUCGGAGGAGGCCCGGACGAUGCAAAGGAAAUCAUGGGACACAGCUUCUUCGCUAUGCUGGACUGGCAGGACGUCUAUGACAAAAAGCUGGUACCACCGUUCAUGCCGCAGGUCUCGUCUGAGACGGACACCAGGUAUUUCGAUGAGGAGUUCACGGCGCAGACCAUCACCAUCACCCCUCCAGAGAAGUACGACGAGGACGGGAUGGACUCGGCCGAUAGCGAACGCAGACCACAUUUCCCACAAUUCUCAUAUUCGGCCAGCGGGCGGGAGUGAUGUCAUCGAAUAACGGCCUUUAAGAGCCUCGUGUAGUCAUGCUAGAAAGAGCCCCCCGCCCCCUCCGUUUAAUUACCGAUAGUCAUAGCAAGUUGUUUUUUUGUUACUUUCUCUCCAUUUUUUUGAGGGACUUCAAAGGGGUUUUGCACAGUUGGGUGAGACUUGAGCUGGUCGACCCACAUUAAAAAGUCUUGUACACUUUCAGCUUGUUGUUUACAGAUCAUGGACAGUGUUUUUUGGGAGGAGGGGGUAUGAUUGAACAGUAUUGGUGAAGACCUGGAGCGUUUUUUUUUUUUUUGGUUUUUGUUGAGCACUCCUUUAACAGAGCCGUUGUGGGGAACAAACCAAAAAUGUUGCCUUAUGUGUGUGGAUCUCAUCAGACAGACCUGUUCCUGUGGGGCUCACGAA
Carassius carassius (crucian carp) is the source of this 2267-nucleotide messenger RNA. RefSeq names its product v-akt murine thymoma viral oncogene homolog 3b (gene akt3b). Gene Ontology annotation, molecular function: protein serine/threonine kinase activity; ATP binding. The record is from RefSeq and is a predicted model, not a curated record. Gene Ontology annotation, biological process: protein phosphorylation. The transcript is spliced from 15 exons. NCBI's taxonomy places the organism in Eukaryota, Metazoa, Chordata, Actinopteri, Cypriniformes, Cyprinidae. The coding region runs from base 420 to 1859 and encodes 479 amino acids.